AUGGCAUCUUUAACCUCUGACUUUCUGAAUUACAUUAUUUUCCGUUACCUCCAUGAAUCAGGAUUCUCACAUUCGACAUUUACUUUUGGAUACGAGGCAGGGAUGGAUAAGAGCACAAUGGAUGGAAAUCUAGUUCCUCCUGGUGCUCUUGUUAAAUUUGUGCAAAAGGGUAUUCAGUAUCUUGAACUGGAAACAAAUUGGAGCAAUGAUGAAACCGAUAUGGAUGAAGACUUCAAGUUUCUAGAACCUUUGGAUCUUAUUACAAAGAAUGUAUAUGAGCUGCAAACUAUAAUAAAAGAGAAAAAGGAGAAGCUUCAGAAAGAUAAACCUAGGCGGAAGGAUAAGGCGAAUACUGACCAUAAGAGGGACCACAAACGAGAACCUGCAAGAGAAAUGGAAAAGGAGAAACAACAGAAGAAAAAAGGGCGUGAAUGGAAUAGAGAAAGGAGUGAAAAGAACAAGGAGAAAGAAAAGCACAAUGACAAAGAAAAACCGCGCGAGGAUAUUAUAGAUUCGAAACAGAGUGGACAAAAAGAGGCUGCCGGACAUGAGGAAAAUGGAAAAGCUGGAGAUUUGGAGCCUAUGGAUAUCAGCACAGUCUCAACCUAUUUGCCAUGUGAAAUUCCCAGUAGUGAUGUAAUAGUUUUGGAAGGACAUACAUCUGAGGUUUUUGUCUGUGCGUGGAGCCCAGAAAGGUCACUUCUUGCGUCUGGGUCUGGAGACUCUACUGCUAGAAUUUGGACUAUUGGAGAUGGUCCAUGUAAUUCUACUAUCCAAAGGAGGCCUCCAAAUGUUGUGGUUUUGAAGCAUUUGGAAAGUCGAGCAACUGAGAAAAAAAAUGAUGUUACAUCACUUGAUUGGAAUAGAGAGGGUACCCUGCUUGCGACAGGUUCUUACGAUGGCCAAGCCAAAAUCUGGAACCGAUCUGGGGAAUUGGUUAGUACUCUUAAGAAACAUAAAGGGCCAAUCAUCUCUUUGAAAUGGAACAAGCAAGGUGAUUAUCUCCUUAGCGGUAGUAUUGACACAACUGUCGUUGUUUGGAAUGUGAAGUCUGGAGAAUCGAAGCAGCUUGAUUUUCAUUCAGGUCCAUCACUCGAUGUUGCUUGGCGAAACAAUGAUUCUUUCGCGACAAGCUCCGCUGAUAAGAUGAUUUACGUUUGUAAAGUUGGGGAGAAUAAAGCAGUCAAAACAUUCUCAGGACAUCAGAAUGAAAUCAAUGCUAUCAAGUGGGACCCCUCAGGUUCCUUGCUGGCUUCAUGCUCUGAUGAUUCGACUGUUAAGAUAUGGAGCAUGAAACAGGAUGUCUGCUUGCAUGAUUUCAGAGAACAUCACAAAGAGAUAUAUACCAUCAAAUGGAGUCCAACUGGCGCUGGUACAAGCAAUCCGAAUAAACAGUUGUUGCUGGCAAGUGCUUCAAAUGACUCUACCGUGAAGCUAUGGGAUGUUGAACUAGGGCGCCUUCUUCACAGCUUGAACAGUCACAGGGAACCUAUUUACUCUGUUGCAUUUAGUCCGAACGGUGAAUACUUGGCAAGUGGGUCAUUGGAUAAGUGCAUGAAUAUAUGGUCAGUGAAGGAAGCCAAGAUUGUAAAAACUUACAAUGGCGAUGGCGGUUUUUUUGAAGUGUGUUGGAACAAGGAAGGCAACAAGGUUGCAGCUUCUUUUGCAAACAAGGUUUGUGUGUUUGAUAUUCGAUUGUAGUGGUUGAGGAAUGAAAACAGAUGCAGGAAUUUCACAAUUCAAGAAACUUUGUAGAAAUGCAGAACAAUUGAGUCUCAAACUAAAGUCACAUUGUAGAUAAGCUUUUUUUAAAUUCUCUAUCGGUGUCCAAUUACCCACAUUGGGCCUCGACUAAAUCAUUAUGGCAUUGUUCUAAACUUAGAGGUUGCGGUACUACUAGUAUAGUUGUUCCGCUAUUCUUCUUUUUGUUGCUUGUGAGGAGAUUGACAUGGCUGUGAUUAUUCUGAUUAGGUGUCAUUUAGCCACAUUGUCAAUUCCUUUCUUGAAAUUGAACCCAAA
Messenger RNA from Solanum dulcamara, 2019 nucleotides. Its product is annotated as WD40 repeat-containing protein HOS15-like. Gene Ontology annotation, biological process: regulation of transcription by RNA polymerase II. Gene Ontology annotation, cellular component: histone deacetylase complex. Lineage: Eukaryota; Viridiplantae; Streptophyta; Magnoliopsida; Solanales; Solanaceae. The transcript is spliced from 14 exons. The record is from RefSeq and is a predicted model, not a curated record. The coding region runs from base 1 to 1701 and encodes 566 amino acids. Gene Ontology annotation, molecular function: transcription corepressor activity; protein binding.